Molecule: messenger RNA, 955 nt
Organism: Suillus bovinus
Lineage: Eukaryota; Fungi; Basidiomycota; Agaricomycetes; Boletales; Suillaceae
Exons: 3
Coding region: 49-603 (184 amino acids)
Cellular component (GO): mitochondrion
Molecular function (GO): structural constituent of ribosome
Source: RefSeq, a predicted model, not a curated record
CCUACAGCCCGUACUACAAAUUUAAAUUUACUCUCAAGUUCAUUCAGCAUGCCUCGGAAACCCAAGUUCAUUCCAGGGCCUUCUCGCCUAUCUGUCAUACUGAAGCAGUUGAAUGAGGAACCAAGGCUAUCCUUGGCCGGUCUGCGGGGGAUAAGCUUGAAGCUGGCUGCAAGAAACGAUCAUUUCGGGGCACGGCAUUUUGUGAAGGAGGAGCUCAGGCGCAUACGCUAUGCUAACCCACAACUCAACGUGGAAAUCAACAAACUUCCAAAAUCUCUACAAGACAAUUGGACACCUGAGAUGGUCAUCGAGUUCGAGGACGGAGCCAAGACCACCAUCGACAUUUCAAAUAAAUGGUCCACGUCCAUUACCAAGGAACUAAUGGAUCUUGCUGGCGGUGACCUAUGGAAAGAGCACAAGGCCGCUGCUCAAGCUGCUGGUCUCCCCAUUCUUCCAGGCGAGGAGAAGGAACGCUUAGCAGCAACUAAGAAACGGACACCGAAAUUGAGCACGCGUAGCCCAGAGAAUCUGGAAGCCAUGGUGGAAAAUAUGUUAUCAUCACCUGAGCGUCCAAAGACUGGAGCUGCUGCCAUACUACCAUAACUUCAUAGUACUUUUUCACUCCAGCUAAUAGGCAUACGCAUGUGUUACUCAAAAAUGAUCCCAAACUCAUAAUACUGGCGGGAUUUACAUGAACCGAUCAUCCAGCAAACCACCCAGCGAUCAACACAACCAUCCCAAUUCCAAAUACGACUGCCGACAGAUCAUCAAGAAUGGCGCUACCCAUCCGGAUAUAGCGCAAGCCAUUCGUGAUGAUGGAUGGGAAUGGAGGGGGCAAAUGAGGCAGAGCUAGCGCCAACAAAACCGGGGGCUGCACUUGGUUCUGUGCAAGUAUAAUCAGCACAAUGCAUUCGCAACCUGAAGAAACUUACAUUGCCCGUGGAUAUGCGUAUUG